Molecule: messenger RNA, 3005 nt
Organism: Pollicipes pollicipes
Lineage: Eukaryota; Metazoa; Arthropoda; Thecostraca; Pollicipedomorpha; Pollicipedidae
Product: sulfhydryl oxidase 2
Exons: 6
Coding region: 129-2069 (646 amino acids)
Biological process (GO): protein folding
Cellular component (GO): Golgi membrane
Molecular function (GO): flavin-dependent sulfhydryl oxidase activity; protein disulfide isomerase activity
Source: RefSeq, a predicted model, not a curated record
CGGCGCGCACUCCGCGUCCGGACGCGGCAGCACGGGGCGCGGACACUGCGACUGGCCUUCGGACCGUGCCGCCAGCCGACGGCGUCACAUAGUAGCCGUGACAGGCGUCGUCCAACAAGCUGACAGACAUGAUGCGACUGCUGCUUCUGCUGGCUGUGCUGACUGAGCUGGGACAAGGCUCGGUCGCGCAGCGGAUCAGCACCGAGCGCGUGGACCUGUACCAGGGCGACCGGCACCUGGUGCACCUGGACAACACCACCUUCUUCGGCGCGCUGCUGGACAAGCCCCACGCCUGGGCUGUGGAGUUCUACAAGGACUGGUGCGGACACUGUCAGAAAUUUGCGCCGAUCUGGUCGGAGGUGGCGCGCCAGACCAAGGACUGGGGUGCCGUGGUGAAGGUGGCCGCCAUCAACUGCGCGCGGCGCCGCAACAAUGCCAUCUGUCGGCGCUACGGCAUUCACGGCGUGCCGGCGGUGCGGCUGUUCGGACCCGGCGCCAGCCGCGGGGACCCGGGCACCUCCACCAUCCGUCACCACCCCGGCCAGAUGGUGGACGCCAUCGUCGAGUUUGUCACGACCGUGCACGGCCGUCGGCGGCCGGCCGGGUGGCCCGACCUGUCGCCCUUCACCGGCUCGCUCCAGCAGCUGCUGCGGGGGCCUGAGCCAGUGCAGGCGCUGGUGCUGGAGUCGGAGCCGCGCCAGGUGUUCGGCAGAGCGCUACGGCAGCUGGUCGGCGCGGGAGGUCAGCAGGGCGCCGUCCCCACCGCCGCGCCGGCCACGCCGCCGCCGCCGCAGGUGACGCCGGCGCCCACGCGCGCGCCCACCGGCUCCGUCUUCAUGGUGGACAUGGAGAACGCUAUCGUCGGCGCGCUCAAACAGGAGGUCACCAGCCACCAGAACAUCACCGGCGAGAGGAUGACGGCACUGCGCGGCUUCCUGCGCAUGUUGGUCAACUACUUCCCAGGCCGACAGCAGAUGCUGCAGUCGCUCAGCCAGCUGCUGCAGUUCGUCGAUAAUCGCGAGAAAGUGACCGGCGGGGAGCUGGAGCGCUUCAUGCGCUCGAAGACGCCGUCGUGGGCGGGCCUGCCGGAGCUGCAGCCGUACCAGGCGUGCCGCGGCUCGAAGCCGAGCUACCGGGGCUACAGCUGCGGCCUCUGGACGCUGUUCCACACCGUCACCGUGCAGGCUCGGCGGACGGAGAAGCGCCUGGGCCGGGCGGUCACCGUUCUGCCGGCUAUCCACGGCUACGUCAAAAACUUCUUCAGCUGCAGCCACUGCUCGCAGCAUUUCCAGCGGAUGGCAGCCCAGGACGGCUUGUUCGACGUCACCAACGCGUACGACGCUGUGUUCUGGCUGUGGCGGGCUCACAACAAGGUCAACAAACGGCUCGCAAACGACAUUACUGAGGACCCACUACACCCCAAGAUCCAGUUCCCCGACCAGAACCUGUGCCCAUCCUGCAUCGUAAACGGUCGCCACGACCCACAGGCCGUGCUUCAGUUUUUGGACGCCUUUUACGGCGCCGAAGCAAUCCGACCCGAUGGAUUGGCCUCGUGGCCCGUACCUGCCGUGGGCCAGUCCAUCCCGCAGCAGUCGCCGGCCCCUCGGCCUGUCGCCGCGCCGGGUGGGUCCACUGUUGGCGUACCGGGGGCGGCCGUUCAGCCGGCCGGAACGGCGCAGCAACCGCAGAGGGUGCGCGUGGUCUGGCCGUUCCCGUACCCGCGGUCAGGCACCGGGCAGACCAGGACCUCCCCGAAGGUGGUGUACGGACGGCCGAUGCUGGUGCGGGUGGUGCCCGGCUCGCUCCCUCCGUCGUUCGGCACGAGAUCCCACGCACCACACAUCGUCCAACCCGGCGCGGCUCACGCACCACAUAGGGCCUUCCCACGCGUUGUGCACGCGGGGCACAACGUGUCGGGAGCCCCGCUCAGUGCGGGGCAGUCGUCUCACGAAGGGCUCGGGAUCACGCGACCGCUUCUAGUGCCCACCGGGAACCGAUCGGGCUUUCCUAUGGGGACGCAGAGCUCGGCGGACCACGUCAGGGUCUACUGGGUCCCGACCAAGCAGUAGCGACCGAUCGACUACGUCAGGGUCUACUGGCUCUCGACCAAGCAUCAGUGAGCAGACCGGCGAACGUGUCGAGUAUAUCGCAUAUUGUCUCAAUUUGAUGCGCAGGUCCGGGCUGGGGCAGGUCCAGGUCUGGGUUAGGGCAGGUCCGGGCUGGGGCAGGUCCAGGUCUGGGUGGGGGCAGGUUGAUGGGGGCUAGGUGGUGUGAUGGGCAUCUUGAUCCUGAUACAAGUAAACAACACGAAAUUACUAAAUGUUGUCUGGCUUUUGGUGAAGCUUAUUCCAAUGUUUACAUCUCUUCAAGUAAACCAAAUCUCUUCUUCGCUCACUUUAACGCGAGUAAUCAUGUAGCAAACGACAGCACUGCAACGCACCUCGGUUCUGGAAGGGGAGGUGAGGAACACUAAUCACGUUGAUUUCGGCACAUGUUGCGAUGCAUUUUUAUCGGUGAAUACCUUAGAACUCCGGUGGCAUCAGUGAACGGUUUUAUUGUUUUUUUUCGUGACACUGUCAUAUAUGUGUCACAGCACAAAAGCGUAUGGCUAUAAUUUGCAUAAAUGGGUUAUCCCCGAAGUGUCUAGAAGAGUCAUGAACCUCAAGAUGCAACUUGAUGAUGAUGAUGUUUCUGCUAUAAUGUAUCAUAAUAAUCAGGCGCAGAAAUCUGUGAACGCAUUUGAUUCAUCUUUUAUCGUUCAUACAUAUCGCAUGGUCUUUUAAAAUGAGACUGCGGGCGCAUGGAAGAUUGCCGGCGCAGCGUUUCUCAAACAUCAUAUGUAAAGUGUAUCAAGAGAUUCUUCGGAAAUAAUACACUGAAGUUAAGUGUAUGGCAAUGAGGAAGCCCUCAAAACCUCGCUAUUCUGUGCUUCCAUAUCCGGUGAGUUGCAUGCUUUCGUUCGUCAGAUUAAGAACGUUGGUAAAAUAUACAACAUUCUAACAGCA